AUGACCAGCGAAUUGCUAGCCACCGAGCCCCCACAAAACCUCUCCUUCCUGAAACUAUCCUUCCCCGCCGACCGCGUCCUGCUCGUCACCAUGAACCGGCCCAAAGACCUUAACUGCAUCAGCCGCCAAGGCUCCACCGACAUGCAGGCCGUAUUCACCUGGUUCGACGCCGAACCCAACCUUACCGUCGCCAUCCUCACCGGCGCCGGUCGAGCGUUCUCCGCCGGCGCUGACCUGAAAGAAUGGAACACGUCAAUGAGCCCGGGGAGCGAUUCCUCCAAGCGAUUAGGCGCUCCGGGUCCGAAGCCCUUCAGUCGGAGGCUCGGGAAGAAGCCCGUGAUCGCGGCGGUGAACGGGUUGGCUGCGGGAGGGGGGACGGAGUUCGCGAUCAAUUGCGACUUGAUCGUCGCGUCGGAGAAGGCGACGUUCGCGUUGCCGGAGGUGAAGCGGGGUGUCUCGCCUUUUGCGGGCGUGCUGCCCCGGUUGAUUCGGAUUGUGGGUUUGCAGAGGGCGUCGGAGUUUGCGUUGACGGGGCGGACCAUGAGUUCGCAGGAAGCGUUUACAUGGGGCUUCGUGAACCAGGUGGUGCCGCAAGAUCAAGUGAUGGACGCGGCGCUGAAGUACGCCACAAUGAUUUCGGAGAACAGUCCAGAUUCGAUCAUUUGCACUCGAGCGGGUUUGCGACAGGGAUGGGAGACGGCCUCGGUGGAUGAUGCGGCGGAGAUAACCGUGCAUGGCGCUUUUGCGAAGCUGCUGGAGGGUGAGAACGUCAAGGAAGGGCUGCGGGCCUUCGCAGAGAAGAGGAAGCCGAGUUGGAAGCCCAGUCGUUUGUGA
Molecule: messenger RNA, 834 nt
Organism: Eremomyces bilateralis CBS 781.70
Lineage: Eukaryota; Fungi; Ascomycota; Dothideomycetes; Eremomycetales; Eremomycetaceae
Product: enoyl-CoA hydratase/isomerase
Exons: 2
Coding region: 1-834 (277 amino acids)
Biological process (GO): fatty acid beta-oxidation
Cellular component (GO): mitochondrion
Molecular function (GO): enoyl-CoA hydratase activity
Source: RefSeq, a predicted model, not a curated record